Trematosphaeria pertusa is the source of this 303-nucleotide messenger RNA. RefSeq lists its product as uncharacterized. The record is from RefSeq and is a predicted model, not a curated record. Lineage: Eukaryota; Fungi; Ascomycota; Dothideomycetes; Pleosporales; Trematosphaeriaceae. The transcript has a single exon. The coding region runs from base 96 to 266 and encodes 56 amino acids.
AACGAUCAUUGGACCGCCUGCUCCCGCGUCACCGCAAAGAGCCCUCACGUCACUUUUGGCUAGGACAUACGGUAUGAGCCCGAGGAGAGUUUCGCAUGAUGUGGUGGGAAUCUGCGGUCGGAAGAAGGAACGUGUAUUGUCACUGCUUCCCCGCCCAGGCCGACUCGUUUCGGGCUAGUCCAAAAGGACCCCGCUCCCACAUAGAUCCCAAGCCACCUCAACCUCAACAUCAUUCAGAACACAGCUACACGAGAAAACACGGCUAAGAGAUUGGUCAAUAACAACGUGGAAGCACCUCGCGCC